This is a messenger RNA of Engraulis encrasicolus (European anchovy), 7480 nucleotides long. RefSeq names its product IQ motif containing GTPase activating protein 3 (gene iqgap3). Gene Ontology annotation, cellular component: cell cortex. The record is from RefSeq and is a predicted model, not a curated record. Gene Ontology annotation, biological process: mitotic actomyosin contractile ring assembly actin filament organization; regulation of GTPase activity. Gene Ontology annotation, molecular function: actin filament binding; calmodulin binding; GTPase activator activity. The transcript has 38 exons. Bases 287 to 5233 code for a protein of 1648 amino acids. NCBI's taxonomy places the organism in Eukaryota, Metazoa, Chordata, Actinopteri, Clupeiformes, Engraulidae.
GAGGAAUCGCAUUCCAGCACUGACUAGGAUCAACUGUAGGAACGUAGUCCACGUACAAGACUUAACUUAGCAAACAAAACUUAAAUUGUAGACAACUAUAAAGCCGCGCGUUGUUGGUACUUUGGAAAUCGAUGCUUAUUUCAAACUAAAUGCAAAAGUUUGUAACAUCAAGGUCAGCUAAGGUGCAAGUGUGUUGCUAGCUAUCGCUAACAAACUCCCAUCCACUACUACUACGAGGGCGUUUACUGGAACAGUCGAAUCGGUGAUAUUUGUAUCGGAGCAAAACAUGACUGAAUCGUGUGGACAGACACGCUCAGGCUAUGAGCGGUUGACAGCCGAGGAAAUGGACGAACAGCGUAUUCAAAACGUGGCCUAUCAGUAUUUGUGUCGUCUGGAAGAGGCUAAAAGGUGGAUGGAAGCAUGUCUGAGUGAGGAGCUUCCUGCUCCCACUGAGCUUGAGGAGGGCCUGAGAAAUGGAGUGCUACUGGCAAAGCUGGGAAACUGCUUUGCCCCCAAAAAAGUUCCCCUGAAGAAGAUCUAUGACCUGGACCAGGAGCGAUACAAGGCUACUGGACUGCAGUUCCGUCAUACAGACAACAUUAAUUUUUGGCGCAAUGCAAUGGUGGAAGUUGGAUUGCCAUCGAUUUUCCACCCUGAGACUACAGAUAUCUACGAUAAGAAGAACAUGCCCAGGGUUGUGUACUGUAUUCAUGCCCUCAGCUAUUACCUGUUCCGUUUGGGUCUGGCCCCUCAAAUCCAUGACCUGUAUGGAAAGGUGAAGUUUACAGAGGAGGAGAUCAACAACAUGAAGCUGGAGCUGGACAAGUAUGGCAUUCAGAUGCCGGCGUUCAGCAAGAUCGGAGGAAUUCUGGCCAACGAGUUAUCUGUGGAUGAGGCUGCAGUGCACGCUGCUGUGAUUGCGAUUAACGAGGCGGUGGAGGCGGGCUGUGUGGAGGACACGGCGGUGGCCCUGCGGAACCCCAACGCCAUGCUGAGCAGCGUCCAGGAGCACCUCAUGGCCAUCUACCAGGAGAUGCUGCGGCAGGCGCGCUCAGAGAAGGCGGCCCAGGCCUACAGGAAGAUCAAUGGCUCUCAUGAAAAGGACAUUUAUGAAGAGUACCUCACUCAAGGCGAAAUCCAGGACAACAUUAGCAGGGUCAACGUGCGUGCAGCGGUGGAGCAGGUGGAUGAGGCGCUGGAGACGGGGGAUGCCCUGGUGCUGUUGUCCGCUCUACAGGCCCCCUCGCUGGGCCUCCGCGGGCUGCUCAGGGACCACAGCCCCUGGUACCUCGACACGCUUGCCGGUGAUCGCGAACAGAAGGCUCUGGACAUGGGCUCCGUGGAGCCACUGGACCGCGACGAACUGCAGGAGGGGAUCACCGUGGCCAACGAGGAGGCCCAACGCGCCAAGACCAUGCAACAGUCUAUCAUGAGGAUCAACGAGGCGCUGUGUCGUGGGGAUGCGCGCCAGACGGUGCGUGCCCUGAUGGACCCCGAUGCCCACCUGCCGGACGUCUACCCCUUCGCUGCAGACCUCUACCAACGAGAGCUGGCCCCACUGCAGCAGCAAUGCCCGGAUUGUGAGUUGGGUCAGGAGGAGUUGUAUGUUGCAGUGGAGAUGUUGUCUGCGGUGGCCCUCAUCAACCAGGCCGUGGAGGCGCGAGACACCGGAGCCUUCUGUGCCACCCUCGUCAGUGCUGCCGCUGGCCUGGCAGACAUAGAUGACAGUCUCAUCCAAAGGUAUUUCGAGGUGCUGUGUGACCUGAAGAAGCAGUCGGCCCGGACUCUGCUGACGUGGAAUGAUCUGCAGGGAGGGCUCAACGCCGUCAACACCUCGGCCCAGGAGGAGCACGACCAGAUCAUGGCCAUCGGGAUCAUCAACCAAGCCCUGAGCCACAACGACCCCCAGAAGACCUUAGCUGCACUACUGCUGCCCUCUAGUGGCCUUGAGGAGGUACAGCCAAUUAACGGCAGGCGCUACCACGACGUCCUGACCAAAGCCAGGAAGUGCAAGGCAGAGCUGAGCAGAGACCCUGGCGCUGAGCUGUGGUUGGCUGACAUCCAAGAUGGAGUGAGGUUGGCCAAUCAGGACACUACCAGAGCCAAGAAGAUGUGCCUAGGCCUGGCGGCGGUGAACCAGGCGAUAAAGGAUGGCAAGGCGUCCCAGCUGGUGCGGGUGCUGCGGCUGCCGGAGGUGGGCAUGAGGGGCGUGGUGGAGGAGUGUGGCGCCACAUACCAGGCCGAGCUCACCGCCCUGCUCCGCGCCAAGCACGCCGGAGGUGAUAACCGGAGCCCCUGGAUGCGCACCAAGAGUCAGGACGGCAGCUCCUAUUACUUCCACCUGCAGCGUCUGGAGGGCAGCUGGGAGCGGCCACACGCCUUCGUCCCCAACAGCCUGUUCCUGGCCUACGACGAGAUCCAGGCCGUUCUGAACAGUGUGACUGCGGCCCACAGCAGGGAUGUGCAGUGGAAGGCCAACACUCACCUGGUGGUGGCGCUGCAGGCGCGUGUCCGAGGCUUCCUGGUCAGGCAGAGGCUGGCGGAGCGCCUGCACUUCCUCAACACUCAGCUGCCCGCCAUCGUCACCAUACAGUCUCACUGGAAGAGGUUUCUGCAGCAACGGGCCUACAAGGAGAGGCUGCACUAUCUCUACCGCAACUGGAGGGCCAUCGUCAAGAUCCAAGCGACCGUUAAAAUGUGGCUCGCUCGUAGGAAGUACCUAGCCCGGCUGAGGUUCUUCAGGAGAAAUGUUGCUGCUGUCAUAAAGAUCCAGGCCUUCUUCAGGGCCAACAAGGCUAGAGAGGAAUACCGCAUGCUGGUGCACUCUGAGGCGCCUCCCCUGUCUGUGGUGCGCAAGUUUGCUCAUCUGCUGGAGCUGGGCGAUAAUGACAUCCGCCAGGAGGGGGAGCUGUUGCGCAUGCGUGAGGAGGUGGUGAGGACCAUCCGCUCCAACCAGCAGCUGGAGGCAGACCUGGACACCAUGGACCUGAAGAUCGGCCUGCUGGUCCGCAACCGGGUCACACUGCAGGAGGUGGUGUCUCACUGUAAGAAGCUGACCAAGAAGAAUAAGGAGCAGCUGGCGGACAUGAUGGACCUGAACAAGACCAAGGGCCUGAAGUCACUCAGCAAGGACAACCGCGAGAAGCUGGAGGCCUACCAGCACCUCUUCUACCUGCUGCAGACGCAGCCCAUGUACCUGGCCAAGCUGAUCUUCCUGAUGCCUCAGAACAGGUCCACCAGCUUCAUGGACACGGUCAUCUUCUCACUCUUCAACUACGGCUCCGACUGCAGAGAGGCCUACCUGCUGCUACAGCUCUUUACUACUGCACUACGCCACGAGAUCAAGGUGAAGGUGGACCAGCCUCAGCAGGUGGUGACGGGCAACCCCACGGUGGUCAAGAUGCUGCUGAGUUUCUACCGGAACGCGCGGGGCCAGAACGCCCUGCAGGAGAUCCUGGGGCCGGCCAUCCGCGAGGUGCUGCAGGACCGCACCCUCAGCAUCCGCACCGACCCCGUGGAGAUAUACAAGACCUGGAUCAACCAGAGCGAGUCGCAGACCGGACACAAAAGUCCGUUGCCGUAUGAGGUGAGUGCGGAGCAGGCCCUUGGCCACCCGGAGGUGCAGCAGCGUCUAGACAUCGCCAUCUCCAACCUCAAGAGCCUGACCGACCGCCUGCUGCACGCCAUCACCAGCAACCUGCACAAGCUGCCGUAUGGCCUGCGCUACACUGCCAAGGUCCUGCGGGAUGCGCUACAGGAGAAGUUUCCUCAGGCCAGUGAGGACGACCUCUACAAGAUCGUGGGUAACCUGGUGUACUACCGCUACAUGAACCCGGCCGUGGUGGCGCCGGACGGCUUUGACGUGGUGGAGUUCUCAGCAGGCUCCGCCCUCCUGCCGGAUCAGCGCCGCACGCUCGGCUCCAUCGCCCGCGUCCUGCAACAGGCCGCCGCCCUCAAGCAUUUCCAUGGCGACAGCGCUCACCUGCGCGCCCUUAACGACUACAUCACGCACACACACGCCAAGUUCAGGAAGUUCCUGAAGGCUGCGUGUGACGUCCCAGAGCCCGGUGACCGCUUCAACAUCGACGAGUACUCAGAGAUGGUGAUCCUGAACAAGCCUCUGGUCUACAUCUCCAUCACAGAGCUCAUCAACACUCACAAGCUCCUCCUAGAGCAUAAGGACUCUUUGUGUCAGGACUCGUCUGAUCCCCUGUUGGAGCUGCUGAGGGACGUGGGGAGGGUUCCCUCCAUUCAGGACAUCAUCGGAGAGGGGGUGGUGAACGCUGCAGACCCCAAUGCAGAGCUGACUCUGGCCCAGUACGGCAAGCUGGAGGUCUCACUCACGCUCACCAGCAAAUUCGACGUCUUCAGGAGCACCGACGACCGCCCUGAUGCCAAAGGCAUCCUCCUCAGCACCAAGCAGCUGAUCAUCGAUGUGAUCCGCACGCAGCCUGGAGACACGCUGAGCGAGGUGCUGAGGGCCUCCAUCUCCAAAGACCAGGAGGCGCAGCAUGGCUGGAUGAUGCAUCGUCGGGCCCAGAGGGACGCCCUCACCCCCGAGAAGAUGAAGCGCAACAAGUCCCUGGUCGCCGACGGCAACCUGUCGCUGGAGGAGAAGAAGAGGAAGAUCCACCGCAGCCUGAGGCGCCUGGAGGUCCUCGGGGUUCUCACGCCACCCAACUCAGAGAACCAGAUACUGCAGCUCAUCGCAAAGGAUAUCCGGCACCAGCGUCUGUACCGUCAGCGUCGUCAGGCGGAGCUGGUGAAGCUGAAGGCGGCGCUGCACAGCCUGCACUGCAAGAGCUCCUUCCAGAGCGAGCAGGUCGACUACUACAGCCAGUACAUCACCACCUGCCUGCACAACCUCACCGCCAAGAACGGCAAGGUGAAUGGGAAGAAGGCAGCGGAUGGCAAGGGGAAGAAGAGCAAGCAGGCGACCCUCACCUACACUGCAGCACGCCUACAUGAGAAGGGAGUACUGCUGGAGAUCGAGGACCUGCCCAUCACCCAGUUUAAGAACGUGAUCUUCGACAUCGUGCCCAGUGAGGAGGGGGGCACCUUCCUGGUGAAGGCUCGCUUCAUGGGGGUGGACAUGGAACGCUUCCCCCUCAAAUACCAGGACCUGCUCCAGCUGCAGUAUGAGGGCGUGGCGGUGAUGAAGAUGUUUGACAAGGCCAAGGUCAACGUGAACCUGCUCAUCUUCCUCCUCAACAAGAAGUUCUUCAAGAAGUGAAGUGAGCAGCCAAAGAUCAGGGGUGCAUUUCUCAAAAGUGUAGUUGUUAGCCAGUUUGCAAUUUGGGUAGUUGCCAAUGGGUAAUUGCAAACAACAAAGUAGCUAAUGAAUUUAGCAACUAUGGUUUCGAGAAAUGCACGCCAGAGUUGUAUAAAGUAGAAGUAAAAGUGCUUUUACAGAUAUAAUUACAACACUUGUAGUAUGAUAUUACAAAGUUGAAACUGUGUAAUAUCAUUCCACUACACUACAGGUAGUGUUGCAAUUACAUUCAUUAAGAGUAUUUCUACUUUUACUUUACACAACUCUGUUAAAGAUGCCCCUUUAGAACAGGGGCCAUGAAGCCAAGACUGCAGAAGCACUACCAGCACCAUAUCACUACUCCUCUCCUCACCAGCGUUAUCUAUUUAGAACCUAUUUCCACUGUAAGUUAUAUGCCUCUGUAAUGGAUAUAUUUAACACUCCUUUAGCUAAUCAGCAUUGUAUUCAGAUUAUUUUGAGAUCUGUGUGAGUGUUGUUGCAGCUUCAGGCUGCUUCUCACAGUAGUAGGCCCAAUAGAACAGGUAGAAGUGAUGGGUGAACACUACAUAUUUUCAAUCACACAGCUUUUGCGCACCCAUUUUAAUUGUAAACAACAGGGAUAUUUAAACCUCUUUUAGUUGUAUUGCUUUUAUUAUACAUGUUUCAUAACUUGAUUUAUAACACUUUAAAAGGGAAACCAAUGGUUGUUUUUUUUAUACGACCCAGCUUCUUUUUCAUCUCUGUAUGGAUAACAUUGUCGUUAGUUAUUCUGUUCGAUUUUGUUUUUAUUUGGGUGAGCGCCGUCACAAUGAUAACUCUUGCUUCGGUGUUCCCGAAGUGAUUGCGUUGUCGUGGCAAUUUCCUCCUGCCUCCAUUUUAAACCUCUGACCAGCACCUCGUGCAUUAUUUAUGGCACAUGCACACUUAAAUAGAACACUCCAGACGCAGCUCGGGGCUUGAGGCUCGUAUUAUGCUCACAAUUAGAGCUACCGUGUCACCAGUCAGCCAGCUACCGUGCCGUUUGUGACUAGCCAUAAGGAAACGGGCAGCAAGUUGGCAUCGAGGGCAUAUUGAGUUAAUCAUAGAUUUGGGAUAGUGCAGAUUGUGAGUUUUACAACUGUACCUUACACAUGGGAGUCUGGUGAUUAUCUGAUAUCUGAAUGUGUUCACUUCUUAAAAUAGAAAACAGAAAUCAGCUCUGAAAGUUUUUGCUUUUAGAUAAACCCACACUGUUUUAUGGAGCAUUGAGCAGCUUCUUCAAGAGCUCAACUUGCAAAUUCUGCAACAACAACAAAAAAAGAGAGAAGAAAAUCACACACAAAAAAAAGAUUUUCUCAGUUUUGUUGUCAGAGACAUGUGACUGUGUUUGACAUCCGGUCACAUUGAUGACAUGUACUGUAUUGUACUGUACCUCUGGCUGAGGUGACGUGAGAGCCUUGCUGGCCACUGUGGCGUCCUCACCUCAGCCCUCCUGCAGACACCCCUCCACCCCCUCCAAAAUGGCUUUCACUGCGCAGGCUGAUGGGGCAACCUGUCCUUUUUCCAUUUAAACACACAUUUGUCAUAGACCGAUCUUUUUUUUUGUACGGAAUAAUGGUGAAAAAGAAAUGGCCUCCUAAGCGCAGCAUUCAAAUGUGUCUGUCUGUCUGGUUGAGUUAUGCUCUCUUUUGUGUGAGGGUGCCCAGUCUUUUCAUGCCAUCUUCUUCCUGUCAUGAAGGCUAGUCUCUCCUCUCCUAACCGAGCGAGGCCAAGCCUUUCACUGCUGCUGGUGGCACACAGCACUUCUGCUUAAUCACCCACUCCAACUCCAGCGUCUAUUGUUUUUAGGUGUUGCUAAGGCCGAUAAGCUGUUAAGUUUCUCCUCUUUCUUUUCUUUUCUUUUCUUUGUGUGAUGCACAUUAUUUUCAACAGGGAAAGUUUUGAUACGCCAGUCAGUGGGUUUUGGAACAGGAAUUUGAACUUCUGUUGGCCCAUCUAUUGAUGUUUUGUAAAUAUUUCCUAUCCCCUCUGCUUUCAUUGUAUGUCCUUUUUUAUCUAUCUCUGUGACUUUGCAUUUAGUUGAUGUCUUUGUAGUGCAAUAUACAACCUUUUGAAACACCAUUUUGUACUCCAAGAAAUGUAACGUUCACAUAUGCUUUUAUAUUUUUAGCUUUAAAAAUAUGCUUUUUAUGAUAUAGGAGAAGAGUUCGUCGACUUUGAAAACACUUAAUAAAUGUAUAUUCAUAUCAA